GAAAAACAAAAGCCAGCAAAGAUUCCAGGAUGGCGGCCGAGACCGUCUCGGCGCCGCUGGAAAGGCUGCCUUUUCAUCUUUUAGAAGGCAUCUGUUUCUGGCUGGAUCCGUCGAAAGGCGGCGGCCUACUCGCCUUUUCGCUGGCGAAUCGGCAAUGCGCCUAUGCAGCCAUGAGGUUCCGUCUCCGGCGCAUCCAUCUCAAGAUUGGCAGGCUCAUGUCAGACGAAGAUUUCACGUUUAUGGACAAGAUACCAGAUCUAGAUGUCCGCCUUGGCUUUAUUCACAAUCUUAGGAUUAGUGAUUCCCAAGACCUUAAAGAUGACGCAGAACAGGACGAAACGGGGCGAGAAGAGAUUGACGAGGAAAGCUUCUUUGGGAAGCCUAUUCCUCUUCGUCCUUUAAGAUUGAAAUCCACCCCCUACCAGCCAAGCACACUACCGCAACUGCCAGAGCAGGUUCUACGGAUGAAGGCUAAGAAUCAAGAAACCUGGGCCCAAGUAGCGAGAUUCAUCAGCCGGCUGAGUUGUUUAUCCAAUCUUGUAUAUGAAUGCAUAGGCCAGGUACCGAUGUGCUUGCUCUCAGCGCUGCGCGACAAUUGCCCAAAUGCCAGACUGCAUGUCUAUACCUUCAGCCUUCGAAGUCUCUAUCAGCCAAGAAACGAAUAUCACGAUAUCUCGCCAGAGGAGUAUGCCCUUGCUACGUCACCGAAUCUCUAUGGACUUUACAUGAAACACUCCUCUUAUGAUGAAGAGAGAUACAUCGGCUACAAUCAAGAAGCCGUAAUAAAGAUGGUAGGAGGUUUAGCGCCAAGGCUAUCAUAUGUUGGCAUGGCUAGUAAACCGCUAGGUGGUACCCUUGAGUUGGCCCAAGCCUACCAGUUACACUGGCAAUCCGGUAAGCCGGAAUGGAAGGGUUUCUUCAUCAACGGCAGCCAAGCAUGCGAUACGGUGCAAGGAAAGGGGAGCCUACACACUCUGUAUCUUGACGGAGCUUCAAAGCUACGCAUUCAUCAGUGGUCUGGCUAUACCGACUUUAGCAAGCUGACAACACUGCAGUUGGGAAGUACCAGUAUUGAUGCAGUACAGGUCCUGGCUAGCAUUGGAGAGAGUGGUGGACUUUCUUCUCUUUCCUCUCUCGCUUUAAUGCCUGAAGUAGUGAAUGAGGAGCAAGAAAUGGCUGCUGACGAGUCUGUAUGUCGGCUAUUGCGAGCUUUAAAACCGCUGCGAAGCCUCGAAUUGGAAAAUGAAAUUGGGAAUGACGCCUGGCGAGCAGUGGUUGAUCAACACGGCAACUCUCUUCGGGAGCUUCGUUUCGUCCCAGUUCGGCGUUCUGAAUAUGAUGAUGAGGGUGAGGUUUUCAUGCUCUCCUGUGAUAAGAUACGGCUACUUUCAGGCACCUGUUCACAAUUGGAGAAGCUGGAGCUACGUGUGCCCCGAACCCGUGGCGAUGAAGACGAAGUUGAAAUCUAUCGAAAUCUUGGCCGACUUCCGCGAUUGAAACAUAUCUCUCUAAUCCUUGAGUGCGCUGUCUUCGAUCCUCCUGAGGCAAGGGAUGGCGAAUCAUUUAUUGAAAUAAGUGGUUGGGAACUACCCGUUAGCGUUUACCGCACAGCGCUCAUCAAUACCGCCAUGGAUUCGGUCCUUGCCCAAUCCCUCUUUGAAACAAUAGCUACAACGAGGUCGUACGCUGGCGGCUGCUCGCUCGUCACCCUCAAACUAAAAAUACGCGGCGCUGGAGUCUUCGGGCGGAUCUGGGUCGACAAUGAAGCGAAGAUCCCUCUGCAAUGGGUUGGGCAGAGCUGGUUUGUGAGAAGGGAUUCUCGGGACGGAGGCCUGAUCGUUCAAAAAAUUAAAUCUUUUGUUGAUGAUCUUGAUGUGUUGAAGGAUGAUUUCCCCGAGCGUGAUGACCUAAGAGCUGUCUGGAUGGAUAUAUGGCCAGGCAGCCCUGGUGACAGAAGGAAUCAGUGGCAUAGCUUCCCUCUGGCUGGAUCAACAAAUUGAAAGAGUGAGGCAUGCAAGCUGUUCCAAAUGUGCUGCAAGAAAUUUCUGGUGAUUUUCUUUACCACACAUUGUUCGCAAUUGUCUAACAUCUUCGCAUCGGCAACGGGUAUGAAAAGGAAACUUCAUAGGGCAUUGCUCCGCUGCUUAGAGUAACAACGCCAAAGUUCUUGUCAGAACAGACUGCCUAGACUAAGUCAAACAUCAAAGACCACCCUUAGACUGCCGAUGAAAACAGGUUCAAACAUAGAUCGGACAGAGUCUCGAAUUUGCCAGACAGCCUUCACGGAGACAUUAAGGCGGCGGCGAUAUUGUGUAAUAAAUACCAAUGAGAGGCCACACAUCUAAAAUGUGAGAGGCGGCAGUCAGGUUGGGCAUUCAAGUAGCUAUACAAUUUUGCCUCUGGCCUUUAUAAUACUAAGUUGUAGUGGUUGCCUAGAAAUAUAUAAUAGCAAACGGAA
Messenger RNA from Trichoderma asperellum CBS 433.97, 2458 nucleotides. RefSeq lists its product as uncharacterized. The record is from RefSeq and is a predicted model, not a curated record. NCBI's taxonomy places the organism in Eukaryota, Fungi, Ascomycota, Sordariomycetes, Hypocreales, Hypocreaceae.